UCCACACCUUAGCAGCUAGGGAUGGCAGCCUACAAGAAGAGUGCUGGAAUAGACAGUCAUCUCACCUUGGGGGGAGCGCCCACAGUUCUUUUGCGAAGAAAAUGUUUUGCACAAUCUUGAACUUGUACUAUCCAUGCUGAUGGGACAGGAUCCAAUAUGAAUGUAAGUGAUGGAGGAAGACGACGCUUUGAGGAUAAUGAACACACAUUACGAAUCUAUCCUGGGACAAUUUCAGAAGGGACAAUUUAUUGUCCAGUUCCUGCCAGAAAAACCUCCACUGCUGCUGAGGUGAUCGACUCUCUCAUAAACAAGCUUCAGCUAGAUAAAAGCAAAUGUUAUGUUUUAGCAGAGGUGAAGGAAUUUGGUGGAGAAGAAUGGAUACUCAACCCUACAGACUGUCCAGUUCAGCGAAUGAUGCUGUGGCCUCGAAUGGCUCUGGAAAAUCGCUUAAGUGGAGAUGACUACCGCUUUCUUCUGAGAGAGAAAAACCUUGAUGGGUCAAUCCAUUAUGGUAGCCUUCAGUCAUGGUUACGGGUGACGGAAGAACGCCGCAGGAUGAUGGAAAGGGGCUUUCUUCCACAGCCUCAACAGAAAGACUUUGAUGAUUUAUGUAGUUUACCUGAUUUGAAUGAGAAAACUCUCUUAGAAAACCUACGAAGUCGCUUUAAGCAUGAAAAAAUUUAUACCUAUGUUGGCAGUAUUCUAAUAGUUAUUAACCCAUUCAAAUUUCUUCCUAUUUAUAACCCCAAAUAUGUCAAAAUGUAUGAUAACCACCAAUUGGGAAAACUUGAGCCCCACAUAUAUGCUGUGGCAGAUGUAGCUUAUCAUGCUAUGCUUCAGCGCAAAAAGAAUCAGUGCAUUGUGAUUUCAGGAGAGAGUGGUUCUGGGAAGACUCAAAGCACAAAUUUUCUUAUUCACCACCUUACUGCCCUUAGUCAGAAAGGAUUUGCCAGUGGAGUAGAGCAGAUUAUUCUUGGAGCUGGACCAGUACUUGAGGCCUUUGGAAAUGCAAAGACAGCUCAUAAUAACAAUUCAAGUCGUUUUGGCAAGUUUAUUCAAGUCAAUUACCAGGAAACAGGCACAGUGCUUGGUGCCUAUGUUGAAAAAUAUCUGUUGGAGAAGUCCAGACUUGUUUAUCAAGAGCAUAAUGAACGGAACUAUCAUGUAUUCUAUUACCUCCUGGCAGGAGCAAGUGAAGAAGAGAGGUUAGCAUUCCAUCUUAAACAACCUGAGGAAUAUCAUUAUCUCAACCAGAUAACAAAGAAACCCCUCAGACAGAGCUGGGAUGAUUAUUGCUAUGACUCUGAGCCGGAUUGCUUUACAGUGGAGGGGGAAGAUUUGCGGCAUGACUUUGAACGCUUACAGUUGGCCAUGGAAAUGGUAGGAUUUCUUCCCAAGACGAGAAGACAGAUUUUCUCUCUCCUCUCAGCAAUACUACAUCUGGGUGAUAUCUGCUAUAAGAAGAGGACGUACCGUGAUGACUCCAUCGAUAUCUGCAACCCUCAAGUGUUGCCUAUUGUCUCGGAAUUAUUAGAAGUGAAAGAAGAGAUGUUAUUUGAAGCAUUAGUUACAAGGAAGACUGUAACAGUGGGAGAAAAGCUCGUUUUACCGUACAAACUGGCAGAGGCCAUAACAGUGAGGAACUCCAUGGCUAAGUCCCUGUAUAGUGCUCUGUUUGACUGGAUAGUAUUUCGAAUUAAUCAUGCACUUCUCAAUAGUAAAGAUUUGGAGCACAAUACCAAGACUUUGUCCAUUGGUGUUCUUGAUAUUUUUGGGUUCGAAGAUUAUGAAAACAAUAGCUUUGAACAGUUGUGUAUUAAUUUUGCUAAUGAACGUUUACAACACUACUUCAAUCAGCAUAUCUUUAAGUUGGAGCAAGAGGAAUAUAGAACUGAAGGUAUUAGCUGGCACAACAUAGAUUAUAUUGAUAAUACUUGUUGCAUAAAUCUUAUUAGCAAAAAGCCAACAGGACUGCUCCAUCUUUUGGAUGAAGAGAGCAAUUUUCCACAGGCUACAAAUCAAACAUUGCUAGACAAAUUUAAGCAUCAACAUGAAGAGAAUUCUUAUAUUGAAUUUCCAGCUGUGAUGGAACCUGCUUUCAUAAUAAAACAUUAUGCUGGAAAAGUAAAAUACGGAGUAAAGGAUUUCCGGGAAAAAAAUACAGAUCAUAUGCGCCCAGACAUUGUAGCUCUUCUGAGAAGUAGCAAGAAUGCAUUUAUCUCUGGGAUGAUUGGAAUUGAUCCUGUAGCUGUUUUCCGUUGGGCAGUUCUUCGAGCUUUCUUCAGAGCCGUGGUUGCUUUCAGAGAAGCUGGGAAAAGACACAUUCAGAGAAAAACUGGACAUGAUGAUACAGCGCCAUGUGCAGUUUUGAAAAGUAUGGAUAGUUUUAGCUUCCUCCAACACCCAGUCCACCAGAGAAGCUUAGAGAUUCUGCAGAGGUGCAAGGAAGAGAAGUACAGUAUAACUCGGAAAAGUCCUAGAACACCUCUUUCUGAUCUCCAGGGCAUGAACACUCUAAAUGAAAAAAACCAGCAUGACACAUUUGAUAUUGCCUGGAAUGUCAGAACGGGGAUUCGCCAGAGCAGGCUACCAAGUAGUACCUCCUUGCUUGAUAAAGAUGGAAUAUUUGCAAAUUCGUCAAGCAGCAAACUUCUGGAAAGAGCCCAUGGAAUUCUCACGAGAAACAAAAACUUCAAAUCCAAGCCUGCUCUUCCAAAACAUUUGCUGGAGGUGAAUUCUUUGAAGCAUCUGACAAGACUGACACUACAGGAUCGCAUAACCAAGUCUCUUCUUCAUUUUCAUAAGAAGAAGAAACCGCCCAGUAUCAGUGCCCAGUUUCAGGCUUCAUUAAGCAAGCUGAUGGAGACACUUGGUCAAGCAGAGCCGUAUUUUGUAAAAUGCAUUCGCUCUAAUGCUGAAAAGCUGCCCUUGAGAUUCAAUGAUGCCUUGGUACUAAGACAGCUUCGAUACACUGGGAUGCUGGAAACAGUUCGAAUUUGUCAAUCAGGAUACAGCUCCAAAUAUUCUUUCCAGGAUUUUGUAAGCCACUUUCAUGUACUUCUUCCCCGAAAUAUUAUUCCAUCCAAAUUUAACAUUCAGGAUUUCUUCAGGAAAAUAAAUCUUAAUCCAGAUAAUUAUCAAGUUGGAAAAACCAUGGUCUUCCUAAAGGAGAAGGAACGGCAGCACUUACAAGACCUGCUUCACCAAGAGGUGCUACGCAGAAUCAUACUAUUGCAGCGAUGGUUCAGGGUCUUACUGUGCAGGCAGCACUUCCUUCGCUUGAGACAGGCAUCCAUCAUCAUCCAGCGUUUCUGGAGGAAGUAUCUGAAUCUGAAGCAAGUUAGAGAUGUGGCUAUACAGAAGGAUGCUUUUGUGAUGGCUGGUGCAGCUGCCCUCCUCCAAGCUUCCUGGCGAGCCCACUUAGAGAGGCAGCGGUACUUGGAGCUUCGGACCUCAGCCAUCAUCAUUCAGCAGAGAUGGAGGGAGCUCUAUAGGCGCAGGCACAUGGCUGCUACCUGCAUUCAGGCCAGAUGGAAAGGCUACAGGGAAAGUAAGAGGUACAAAGAACAAAGGGACAAGAUUAUCCUUUUGCAGUCAACAUGUAGAGGAUUCAGAGCAAGACAAAGGUUUAAAGCUUUAAAAGAACAAAGACUAAAAGAAUGCAAACCAGAGCAUGAAUUGGUGAAUAUCAAGGCAUAUGGAGCUCUGGAAAUUCAGGGCUCAGACCCUGCAGAAUGGGAGGAUUGUUCUUUUGACAACAGAGUAAAAGCUAUAGAAGAAUAUAAAUCUGUAAUGGAGAGUAAUCGAAUUAGCCGUGAAAGUUCAGUGGACUUGUCAAAAGAGUCUCCAGACAGGUGUCAGGAAAGAGGCCAAAGCUCAAGUGGUGUGUACGUGCAGGAAGAAGUGAUUGUAAGAGAGAGGCCCAAGUCCCUGGAGGAUCUGCAUCAGAAGAAAGUGAGCCGGGCUAAAAGAGAGAGUCGGAGAAUGAGAGAACUAGAGCAAGCUAUAUUUAGCUUGGAAUUGUUGAAGGUCCGUUCUCUAGGUGGUGUGUCACCUUCAGAGGAACGUAGAUGGUCUACAGAACUGAUGCCUGACGGCCUUCAGUCUCCCCAGGGUACACCAGAUAGUGAAAGUUCUCAGGGAAGCUUAGAACUUCUGAGCUGUGAGGAAAGUCAAAAGAGCAAGCAAGAAUCCAUAAUUUUAGAUAGAGAAUUGCAAGUUCCAUCACCUAAGGUACCUACCAGUAUAAAGCUAGAUUCCCAGGACGACGCCCUCAUUGCCUCAAGAGGGGGUAGUUCUGCUCUGGUUCAGAAAGGAGCACUUCCUGACUCAGAGCAUGUGAAUAAUGGGACUAUGAAGGAACAGCGGGUCUGCAGUUCAGAACCUAUCACCUGUUUACCCCAGCUGAGAGAGUCUUUUAUUUCUAAUAGUCUGCCUACAUUUUUUUAUAUUCCUCAUCAAGACCCCCUUAAAACAAGUUCCCAAUUAGACACAAAUAUCCAAAGAAACAAAUUAUUGGAAAAUGAAGAUGCACAGAGGACAGCUCUUACUUUGGAUAUAAAUAAGGAAGCUGCAAAGUACCACUUCUCAGCAGAUCAAUUGGGUUCUUUGAAUACAGAUUCUUCCAAUACUGUACUUAGGAAAUUAGAAAAGCUGAACACAGAAAAGGAAAAACGGCAAAAACAGAUGCAACAGCAGAAUGAAAAGGAGAUGAUGGAACAGAUUCGUCAGCAAACAGAUAUUUUGGAGAAGGAGCGUAAAGCCUUCAAGACAGUUGAACAACCAAGGACUGGGGAAUCUCUCCUGGCACCUUCUCUCGGUCACUCAAAGCAAAAAGUAGAGAGACCAUCUUCUCUCCUUAUCCUAAACACGGCAGGUAAAGGAGAACCUGGUGUACCUCCAUCCCAGUCAUCAGUAACUAAAAGAGAUGCAGCUGUUGCCCCAAAAGACAGUUCCUCUAUUCACUUACCUCAGAAGGACCGGCCUGUCACAUUGUUUUUUGAAAGAAAAGGAAGUCUGUGCCAGUCUAGUACUGUUAACGAGUUAUCCAAAACAGAAAGAACAAGCACUCAGCAGAAUGUAGCCUGUAAACUCGCGAAUAAUCGCAUUUCAAAAAGAGAACACCUUAGGCCAGCUCAGUCUUACAGCCACAAAUCCAGUGACCCUUCCAGAGAGGGAAAUACAAGGGCCAUUUUCUUCACACCAAAGGACAAUAUGAGUACUUUCCCUGUGGACAAGGAAUCGUUACACAGUGGAAAUCCUCAAGUCAGUAAACAAGAUGAACCAGCCUGGAAACCUAAAUUCGCAGGGCCGGGCCAGCGAGAGCAGGUUGCCAGACCGGCCCAUAAAAAGAAAGCUCGAAUGGCGCGGACGCGCUCCGAUUUCUUGACUAGAGGUACUUUUGCCGAUGGGGAGGGGGAUACAGAGGAAGAUGAUUACGAUGACAUUAUUGAGCCCCUUCUCUCCCUUGACCAAGCUUCUCACUCUGAGCUAGGGCCUGCAUCCAGCCUGGGUCAGGCCUCUCACAGUGACUCCGAAAUGACAUCACAGCGAUAUUCUUCAGUUGAUGAACAAGCAAAGCUUCAUAAAACUUUGUCUCAAGGAGAGAUUACAAAAUUGGCAGUGAGACAGAAGGCUUCUGAUUCAGAUAUAAGACCUCAGAGAGCUAAGAUGAGAUUCUGGGCCAAAGGAAAACAAGGAGAGAAAAAGACGACUAGAGUAAAACCUGCCACCCAAUCAGAGGUUGCAGCACUCUUUGCCAGCUCAGAUGUGAUUCCAACUCAUCAGUUUCCAGAUGAAUUAGCUCAGCAUCAUCCAACACCUCCUCUGAGUCCAGAACUACCUGGUAGUUGCCGGAAGGAAUUCAAAGAGAACAAAGAGCCCUCCCCAAAGGCAAAGCGCAAACGGGGUGUAAAGAUCAGCAGUGUGGCUGUGGAUUCUGUGCACUGGCAAAAUGACUCCAUCCAAAUUAUAGCAAGUGCCAGUGAUUUAAAAAGCAUGGAUGAGUUUCUUCUGAAAAAGAUAAAUGACUUAGAUAAUGAGGACAGCAAAAAGGAUACACUAGUAGAUGUUGUAUUUAAAAAAGCCCUAAAAGAAUUUCGACAGAAUAUUUUCAGCUUUUAUUCAUCUGCAUUGGCGAUGGAUGAUGGGAAAAGCAUACGAUACAAAGACCUCUAUGCCCUCUUUGAGCAGAUUCUGGAAAAGACUAUGAGGCUUGAGCAGCGUGAUUGGAGUGAAUCUCCAGUUAGAGUUUGGGUCAACACUUUUAAGGUGUUUUUAGAUGAAUACAUGAAUGAAUUCAAGACUGCAGACAGCACAACCACAAAGGUACCAAAAACAGAAAGAAAGAAAAGAAGGAAAAAAGAAACAGAUUUAGUAGAAGAACACAAUGGCCACAUCUUCAAGGCUACCCAAUAUAGCAUUCCUACAUACUGUGAAUACUGUUCUUCUUUAAUAUGGAUAAUGGACCGAGCUUCUGUUUGCAAAUUAUGUAAGUAUGCUUGUCACAAGAAGUGCUGUCUGAAAACCACAGCCAAGUGCUCUAAAAAGUAUGAUCCAGAGCUGUCUUCUCGACAAUUUGGGGUUGAACUGUCCCGUCUGACUAGUGAGGACCGAACUGUUCCAUUAGUGGUGGAAAAGCUUAUAAACUACAUUGAAAUGCAUGGACUUUAUACAGAAGGUAUUUACCGAAAGUCUGGGUCUACUAAUAAAAUCAAGGAGCUUCGACAAGGUCUAGAUACAGAUGCUGAAAGUGUGAACCUAGAUGACUAUAAUAUACAUGUCAUUGCAAGUGUAUUCAAACAGUGGCUUCGUGAUUUGCCUAAUCCACUCAUGACCUUUGAACUUUAUGAAGAAUUUCUUCGAGCUAUGGGUCUUCAAGAGAGGAAAGAAACAAUUCGUGGCGUGUACUCUGUGAUUGACCAGCUCUCUCGAACUCAUCUGAAUACACUUGAGCGCCUCAUCUUUCAUCUAGUUAGGAUUGCUCUACAGGAAGAGACUAACCGAAUGUCUGCAAAUGCUCUGGCCAUUGUAUUUGCUCCCUGCAUUCUCCGCUGCCCUGACACCACUGACCCACUACAAAGUGUCCAAGACAUCAGCAAGACUACCACCUGUGUGGAACUGAUUGUUGUGGAGCAAAUGAAUAAAUAUAAAGCUCGCCUCAAAGACAUCAGUAGCCUGGAAUUUGCUGAGAAUAAGGCAAAGACUAGACUUUCACUGAUUCGUAGAUCAAUGGGCAAGGGGCGGAUCCGCCGAGGGAACUACCCAAGUCCAUCCUCCCCUGUCCUAGUCCGGUUGCCUCCUGUGUCGGAUGUCCCAGAAGAGACCUUGAUGAGUGAGGCAGCCAUGGAGACUGAUGUCACAGAGCAGCAGCAGGCCGCUAUGCAGCAGGAGGAGAGAGUGCUGACGGAGCAGAUAGAGAGCCUCCAGAAAGAGAAGGAAGAGCUAACAUUUGAGAUGCUCGUACUGGAACCUCGAGCCUCUGAUGAUGAAACCCUAGAGUCUGAGGCCUCCAUUGGUACUGCUGAUAGCUCAGAGAAUCUGAACAUGGAGUGUGAAGGUGGCAUCUCUGAGAGAUCGGAGAGAAGCUUAGCUCUGAGCUCCCAGAAGGCCGCGGGCAAGUCACGAAAGCAGCUGAGAAAGCAGCAGGAUUCCAUGGAGUCGGUAGACUCCUCCGCCUCUUCGGGUCUACCCAGCGCUGCAUCAUCUCAUGGCACCCGAAAACGAUUCCAGAUUUAUUCCAAGUCUCCAUUCUACCGAGCAGCCUCAGCUGGUGAGGAAGGACCAUUGGGCCAGACCAAAUCUCUGGAAGACAGGCCUCAGUUUAUCAGCAGAGGAACAUUCAACCCUGAAAAGGGCAAGCAGAAACUAAAGAAUGUGAAAAACUCACCCCAGAAAACCAAAGAGACCCCAGAGGGGACAGUCCUGCCUGGUCGAAGGAAGAAUGUAGAUCCAGACACCAGCUCAGCCCAGCAGCUCGCCCUCAGUGGCAAUAAUGAGUUUAUGGUCUGAGCUGACACAUGCGCGUCCCUCACAGACUUGUAAAAAAAACAAAAACACGUCUCGUCCUGGGGCCUCUUCUGCCCAUCCACAGCAGUGGCGGUGUUUUCUCAGCAUAGGGCUAAGACCUGCGUGCUGACUUCCUUGGCCUCCUGCAGAAGUGGAAAGGCCGUCUGGAAGCCUGCUGGGGUGGUGCCAGCUGUGCCUUGGCAGCUCUGUUUGAAUGAAGAGUUCACUAAACCAGGCCCCCCUCCCUUCCCCGGGGGGAUCCCUGGAGCUAGGGGUUGCCUGUCUCCCACCCCACCCCCUUCCCUUACAGAGAGAGGUGCUGGACGGGAAGGGAGGGGCACUGGGGUCCUGAGGAAGCUUAACCAUGAAAGUGAAAGCCUUUGGGUUAUUUUAGGGUAGUUAGGAGCCAGGGCAGUAUGCAGUCUUUUUUCCAAGGAUUUAUAAACAGCCUAAGCCUUUAUUUUAAAAAUUUUGAACACUCCACAUUAUAUUCUGGGGAAAGUAAAACACGCUGCUUUCACGAAGCCAUCGGAGCAUGUCUCCAGUGCCUGUUAUGCCAUGGAGAAGAGAUGGCUGGUGUUAUGAUAAUCAGCUCUGGUUUAACUCCUGGUUAGGUUCUGCCAAAUCCAUCGCACGGGCUCAUGUUUCAGUAGCCAUAUUGUUCUGCGAUCCCUGAUCCUAGUGUCAGAUUCCUCUAGUUCUGUUGUUCGUGCUUUAAUAGCACAGAGUUUUAAGGGGUCUCUGUAUGGUUUCAUGUGGACUAAACUGACAGGCCGCUGCGAAGGAGCCUCUCCAGCCACGCCACUCCCGAACAAUCCACGCCACACUGCAUGAAUAAGUGUUACAGAAAGCUGCCAAGUUGGUUUUUUUGUUUUGUUUUGUUUUUUAGGUUUUUAGUAUGGCCCAUCUAACUUUUAUCUUCUUUUCCUCAGACCAUCAGUAUUAAAUAGAUGAAAAAAAAAAUUGAGGACUACUUGAAGCUAUUUUGUUAAUAUACUGGUUACUGAAGUUUACUGUAAAUAUAUAUGUACAGUAUGCCUAUUCUAACCUGUGCUUCCCUCCUUCCCAUGGAAUUUCUUCGUGCAGAUUGGGGGCCACUGGACAGGGGUGCACGUGACCAUGUUCUUCACCCCCCAUGGUCUCCAUACACCCAAGUUACCGGAAGCCUCCUAGCAUUUGUGGGAUUAGAAAUCGGUUUUUGCUAUUUAUAAUGUAUAUAAAACAGAACAUCCUUUCUUGAGAUAGUAUGUGAAAAUGUUUACUUUUAAAGUUACUAAAUACAUCUUUUCUAACUAUCACAUGCACUGUUCUGAAGAAGAGCCUUUGCCACCUGUAACCAGAAGUUUGGUUGUUCUUCCCUCUUAUAAUGCUUUAAAGUCCUUUGUGAAGGCAGUGUCUCCUCCCACUGCCCCACGUCAGACCUAGGUGUCAUUCUGCAUGGAGCAGGAGGAGUCUGCCCUGGCCUGGUUUGGGCUGAGAACUGGAACCAGGCUAAGGAAGCUCUGAGAAGCUGCCAAGUGACCGUCAGUGAGUCUACCUCCUUGGGCAUGCUGUCCCUAGGAGCAGCGACCGAAGCAGGCACUUGGGAUGGCCCUGGGGG
Dipodomys ordii (Ord's kangaroo rat) is the source of this 9607-nucleotide messenger RNA. It is a transcript of the gene Myo9a, whose product is annotated as myosin IXA. The transcript is spliced from 43 exons. Gene Ontology annotation, molecular function: protein binding; microfilament motor activity; GTPase activator activity. The coding region runs from base 157 to 8010 and encodes 2617 amino acids. Lineage: Eukaryota; Metazoa; Chordata; Mammalia; Rodentia; Heteromyidae. Gene Ontology annotation, cellular component: myosin complex. The record is from RefSeq and is a predicted model, not a curated record. Gene Ontology annotation, biological process: positive regulation of GTPase activity; intracellular signal transduction.